Molecule: messenger RNA, 2518 nt
Organism: Cannabis sativa
Lineage: Eukaryota; Viridiplantae; Streptophyta; Magnoliopsida; Rosales; Cannabaceae
Product: protein indeterminate-domain 4, chloroplastic
Exons: 3
Coding region: 483-2339 (618 amino acids)
Cellular component (GO): nucleus
Molecular function (GO): DNA-binding transcription factor activity
Source: RefSeq, a predicted model, not a curated record
AAAAUAGGGAAGAAAUAUAUAAUAAUAAAAUAAUAUUUUGAUUUAAUAUAUAUAUCAAAAAAGAAUUUUCACAAAUUAACAGAGAGAAAAGAAAAAAAGAGAGAUGGGUAUGCAUAUGGUAUAGACAUGUAUACAUGCUGUGUAUAUACAUGACAUAUAUAAAAAUGAUUGAUUAUGAACCAAACAGCUAGCUAGCUAAGAAGAGAGAGCAAAGGAAAAAAAGAAAAAGAAAAACGCCUAUAUUAUUGAUUAUUCUUAUUUAUAAUUUUCUGAAUUCUUGUUGUCUCUCUAUAUUUAUUUAUCUAUCUCUCUUCUCUCUUACAAAUGCUUUGAUUUUUUUUUUUUUUGGAGCUUUUCCCAUAGUUGUUUGGGAAAAAUUUGAAUUGAUCUUAUCUUAUUAUUAUAUAUAUAUUCUUCAUCUUCAUCUUCUUCUUCUUCUUUUUUCAUUCCCUAGAAGAAAAAAAAAAUCAGGGAAAAUUGAGAUGGCGGCUGGUUCAUCAUCGGUGAGUUUUUAUGGAAGUAGUAGUUUUAGAUCAGAACAAGAAAAUCAAAAUAACCAAAUAUUGUUACAACAACAACAGCCUAAUUCAUCAACUACUUUCACUACUGCUACUACUACAACAACUUCUUCAAUUGCUUCAACCACAGCUCCUCCAAAGAAGAGAAGAAAUCAAUCAGCUUCAAAUUCUGAUGCGGAAGUGGUGGCGUUAUCUCCAAAGACUCUAAUGGCGACAAACAGGUUUAUAUGUGAGGUUUGUAACAAAGGGUUUCAAAGGGAACAAAAUCUUCAGUUACACAGAAGAGGACACAAUCUUCCAUGGAAGCUUAAGCAGAAGAACAACAAAGAUCCACCUAAAAGAAAAGUUUUUCUUUGCCCUGAACCUACUUGUGUUCACCACGACCCGUCUCGGGCUUUGGGAGAUCUCACCGGAAUUAAAAAACACUAUUCCAGAAAACAUGGUGAGAAGAAAUGGAAGUGUGAGAAAUGUUCUAAACGCUAUGCUGUUCAGUCUGAUUGGAAAGCUCAUUCUAAGACAUGUGGUACUAGAGAAUACAGAUGUGAAUGUGGCACUCUCUUCUCCAGGCGUGACAGUCUAAUUACUCAUCGAGCUUUCUGUGAUGCAUUGGCUCAAGAAACUGCAAGGCAUCCGACGAGUUUGAACACCAUUGGUGGUCACCAGCUCUACGGUAACAGCCAUGUGAAUUUAGGACUGUCACAGAUGGGAUCCCAAUUUUCAAGCCUACAAAAUCACCCAUCUGCCAAUAACAUGUUAAGGUUGGGACAUAAUAUUACUACUCCAAAAAUAGAAAACCUCAUUUCAUUAUCCUCAUCAAACCCUAAUAAUAAUAAUAAUAAUAAUAAUUCUUUUGGGAACCCUACUCAGAAUUAUUCUCCUUCCACAUUUUUCCUCCAAGAUCAUCAUCAUAAUAAUCAAGCUUAUCAUCCAUUUUUGAACAAACCAUCUCAUUCCCUUACCCAACUUCCAGAUCUUCAAUCCAACAAUAACAACAACAACAAUUCAUCCGACAUUUUCAACCUAGGAUUUUUCUCCAACAAUAAUGGAAACAUAAGAUCUGAUCAGUUCAACCUUGAUCAUGGUGGUGGUAAUAACACAAAUGGAAUGCCAACAAUGUUCUCUAGCAUAGCCGAUCAUAUGGCGGCCGGUCAUGGUGGUGCCGCCAUGUCAUCUCUUUACGGGGGCGGUGGAAACAGGCAAGAUAACAGCAACAACAACAACAACAACAACAGCCUCUCCCCUCAUAUGUCAGCCACCGCAUUGCUUCAGAAAGCCGCUCAAAUCGACUCGACUACUUCUAGUCUAGUCGACGCGCCUUCUUUGCUUAGAAGCUUGAGAAAUUCGGCAGCUAGGGUUUCAAAUAAUAAUCAUGAUCAUCACGAUGAUCAUGAUCAUGAUCACCAACUUGAAGGGUUAAUGAACUCUUUAGCCAACAAUAAUGGUGGUGGUGGCGGCGGCUCGUCCAAUCUUAAUGUUUUCGGAGGAUUUAUGAAUGCCCUAGGUGGUGGUUCAACUACUACAUCGCUUGAUGUUGAUGAUCAACAUGGAAAUUUGUGUGAUGAUCAGCUGGAUCAUCAUCAUCACCAUCAAACCAACAAUUACAAUAAGUUUCAUCAGAAUAAUUUGGGGGUGAGUUUUGGAUCGGGUUCGGAUAAAUUAACGUUGGAUUUUCUUGGUGUUGGAGAAAUUGUGAGGAACAUGCAUGGUGGUGGGAUUAGUAGUAAUGGUAACAACAAUACUAUUACUGCUUCUCUUGACGCUCAGUUGAAGUCAACGCAGCAAAGUCAACUAUUUGGUGGGACAACUUCGACCUUGCAUUAACAAGAACUAUAUAUAUAUUUAUAAAUAAUUAUAAUAAUAAUAGUAAUAAAGUAAUAUUUAUAUCAUAAACUUUAGAUAAAUUAAUCAGACUGUUUGUUUAAAUAUUAAGGUGAGUAUACAUGAACUUGGGAAACUAGCUAGUCUAGCCAGCUUAAUUCAUUUUUAAUGUUUUAUGAUCA